AUGUUGUUGGUCCCUUCUUCUCUUCGUCUCUUCUUCCUCUUCCUCUUGUUCUCUUCUUGUUUCUUGCACAUUAGAGCUGCUGGCGACGAUGACGACGGUGAUGAAGACGGUAUCAAAGUCGACCCGAGUCUAAAGUUCGAGAACCCGAGUCUUCGUCAAGCCUACAUUGCUCUUCAAUCAUGGAAACAAGCUAUUUUCUCUGACCCUUUUAACUUCACAGCUAAUUGGAAUGGCUCUGAUGUUUGCUCCUACAAUGGUAUCUUCUGUGCUCCUUCUCCUUCUUCUCCCAAAACCAGAGUUGUUGCAGGCAUUGAUCUUAACCAUGCCGAUAUGGCUGGCUAUUUACCUCCUGAGCUCGGUCUCCUCACUGAUCUCGCUCUCUUCCAUCUCAACUCAAACCGGUUCUGUGGUCAAGUCCCUAUCACCUUUAAACGUAUGAAGCUUCUCUACGAGCUUGAUUUGAGUAACAACCGGUUCGUUGGAAAGUUCCCUAAUGUUGUCUUGUUCUUGCCUUCACUCAAGUUCUUGGAUCUCCGGUACAACGAGUUUGAAGGUGGGAUCCCUUCAAAGCUUUUCGAUAAAGAGCUAGACGCGAUUUUCUUGAAUCAUAACCGGUUUCGGUUUGGUAUACCGGAGAACAUGGGAAACUCUCCGGUUUCUGUUCUGGUUCUCGCGGAUAACGAUCUUGGAGGGUGUAUACCGGGAAGUAUCGGUCAAAUGGGGAAAACUUUAAACGAGAUCAUCCUCUCUAACGAUAACUUAACCGGUUGCUUACCGCCACAGAUCGGGAAUCUCAAGAACGUGACGGUUUUCGACGUCAGUUUCAACCGGUUAAGCGGUCCGUUACCGUCGAGCGUCGGGAACAUGAGGAGCUUGGAGCAGCUCAAUGUUGGUAACAACAGGUUCACAGGUGUGAUUCCGAGCAGCAUUUGCCAGCUGUCUAACCUCGAGAACUUCACUUACUCUUCCAACUUCUUCACCGGCGAUGCUCCGAGAUGCGCGGCGCUUUCGGGAGACGACGUGGCAGUUAAUGGUUCGAUGAAUUGUAUCGCCGGUAAAGAACGUCAGAGAUCGGUUAGAGAGUGUUCUUCUUCUGCUUCACGUCCUGUUGAUUGUAGCAGAUUUGGAUGCAACAAUAUGUUUUCUCCUCCUCCACCACCGUCUUUUAAGAUGUCACCCACCGUACGAGUACUUCCUCCGCCGCCUCCGUCCUCCAGGAUGUCGCCUACCUUUAGAGCAACACCGCCGCCGCCUCCGUCUUCCAAGAUGUCGCCUACGUUUAGAGCUACUCCGCCACCACCGCCUUCUUCGAAGAUGUCGCCUUCUGUCAAGGCUUAUCCUCCUCCACCGCCUAAGUAUGAGCCAUCGACGCCUCCUCCUCCUCCUUCUUCCGGAAUGUCGCCUUCUGUUAGAGCAUACCCUCCACCACCACCACCACCACCAUCUUCUUCUCCGCCAUAUAUCUACUCAUCUCCACCACCACCGCCGCAAUAUCAGCAAAGUCCUUCGCCGAGUGAACAUUAUCCAUCACCUUCACCACCUUAUUACGAAUACACGUCUUCUCCGCCACCGCCUACUUACUACGCCGUUCAAUCUCCACCGCCACCACCACCACCCGUUUACUACCCACCAGUAACAGCAAGCCCUCCACCUCCACCACCGGUCUACUAUACGCCAGUUACACAAAGCCCGCCACCUCCACCACCGGUUUACUAUACACCGGUUACACAAAGUCCACCACCACCACCGGUUUACAAUCCUCCGGUAACACAAAGCCCUCCACCUCCACCACCGGUUUACUAUACGCCUGUCACACAAAGCCCACCACCACCACCACCGGUUUACUAUACGCCGGUAACACAAAGCCCUCCACCUCCACCACCGGUCUACUAUCCUCCUGUAACACAAAGCCCUCCACCACCACCACCGGUUUACUAUCCUCCCGUAACACAAAGCCCACCUCCACCACCACCGGUAUAUUAUCCUCCGGUAACUCAAAGUCCACCACCACCACCUGUCUACUAUCCUCCUGUAACACAAAGCCCACCUCCACCACCACCGGUAUAUUAUCCUCCGGUAACUCGAAGUCCUCCACCACCACCACCAGUUUACUAUCCACCAGUAACACAAAGUCCUCCACCGCCACCACCAGUUGAGUACCAUCCACCGGCAUCCCCAAACCACUCUCCACCACCACCACCGAAGGGAUGUAACGACGGUCCAGGUAACGACCAUCACUACCAAACAACAACACCACCUUCUCCACCGCCUCCAUCCUACGAGGACACACCUCUUCCGCCAAUCCACGGUGUCUCUUAUGCGUCUCCUCCUCCACCAUCAAUCCCAUACUACUAA
This is a messenger RNA of Thlaspi arvense, 2355 nucleotides long. Lineage: Eukaryota; Viridiplantae; Streptophyta; Magnoliopsida; Brassicales; Brassicaceae. The record is from the annotation of a GenBank genome assembly.